AUGGUCCAACUUGCGCCAUCCGCGCCCCGCGCUCACAGAAAUGCUUCACCCAGUGUCCGUGGCCGAGGUGGCAUCCAAAAACGCAAGGCUGGCGGUACUCGAGUCGACAAAGAUGGAGAUUUGGUGAUGGAUCCCACUAUCGCUGCCGACAAGCGCAGAGCAGCAAGAAGUCAACUCGGAGGAAGCGGACCGUCCAGAGGGCAAGGAAACGGGCGAGCAACUGGAGGCCCUCCGCGAGGCGCAGAUGCUGGGUUGAUUAAAGCACAGCAGGCCAUCAUCAGAGGCUUGAAUGCGAAAUCGUCACAGGCAAACGUCCUGGAAUCACGAAUGACCGCCGCUGGAACCCGACUACAAAUCGAAGGCUUGAGCUCGAGCAAGGCCGCCGCCAAUCCCGAUGGUGGCAUGGAAAGCUUGCUAGCAUUUCUGGAGCGAAAAGCCAGCGCCAUGGACACCAAUUCUAAUAAGGCUGUGAAGAUAACCAAGGUAUGUUAUAGAUCCGGUCGUGGGGUCAUGGAGGUUCUUGUACCGUCGACUUUAAAAAGACCUGUCCACAUGCCAACCUUCCACGGGUCGAGUUUCGACAGAUUUACCUUUAUCGCACCAUGAUCCACAUUCGCUUCCAAGGUUUUUAUACCUUGCUAACAUCAAUUUAGUCACUGAAAAGAGGUGACUUGAUCAUAAUCACCGCCGGUCCGGAGGAUGUUGAGAGGAUAAAAUGGCUGGACAAUUUUAGUUUUGCCGGGGCUACUUUGAGCAUUAAACCAUAUGAGUUAAAGCCAGACAAGGUUGGAGACAAGAAAAAAGAAGAUGUCUCGCCCAAGGCCCAGGAAACCAAAGAGCAGCUUCGGAGCGUUUUAGCGACCAGAUAUAAUGCCGACCUCAAGCUGUUGGAUUUAUCCGCUCUCGCAAAGGAUGCUGGCUUAAUACAGAUGGGUGUUUUUGAUGGUACUACCACGACCUCCAAAAUCUUCCCCGCACUCAUGGUUGUCUGUGAUGGAUUAUUCAAAACCAGACAGGAAAAACGAGACGCUAUUGUCAGUGUCACACUCGCCGACAAUGAAUUGUCUGAUGUCGCCGAUGUCUCUGAACUUGCCCAGACCUUUCCAGAUAUUCAAAAUCUCGACCUUUCACGAAACCGAAUCUCCCAACUGGACUCGCUAGACUCUUGGGGAAAUAGAUUGCGAAACAUCACGACACUCAUUCUCACCGGAAAUCCCAUCGAACCACAAUUACCUUCUUUACAAGCCGAACUCUUGAAAAAAUAUCCACGCCUCGAGAUUCUCAAUGGAAUUCAAUUCAGGACACCGGAACAGGUGGCCACAGCUCUCGAGGUUGCCAAAUUUCCUAUUGGAAAUGCUCCACCUGACUUUCGAGACGUUGGUCAGGUUGGCGAAAACUUUAUACGACAAUUCGUCGUACUGUACGACACAAAUCGCUCUGCGCUGUUGACCAACUUUUACGAUGACCAAUCCGUGGUCUCAACAUCAAUCAAUAUGUCAGCGCCCCGAGGUGCUACAAGAAACACAGUAAUAAUACCUCCAUGGCAACCGUACACGAAAUUCUCUCGAAACUUGGUGAAAAUCAACAAUCUCCCUACACAAUUGAGUCGUCGCCAUCGUGGAAGUCAGGCUAUUAACACCCUCUGGACGGCAUUACCUGCGACGCGGCACCCAGAUAUCUCCACUCAAGCCGACAAAUAUCUCAUUGAAUGCAAUCCUUUGCCUGGUUUGGUAGACCCCACAGGUCAAAGUCCUCGUGGUGUCGACGGCUUGAUAAUCACCAUGCAUGGAGAAUUUGAAGAACAAAACGACAAGCAAGAACAACACCUACGGAGCUUCUCACGAACAUUUGUACUAGGACCUGGAGGUCCUGGGGGACCACCGAUCAGAGUUGUCAGUGAUAUGAUGAACCUUCGAGCUUGGGCACCACUGGCUUCAGCACGAAAUAUGGCAGCCGAACCGGUAACUGCUCCUGCGCCUGUGGCUGCUACGGGGAAUCCACAACAAGAAGCUAUGACUGUGCAGCUGGUUGAACGAACUGGAAUGACACCCAAUUAUGCUGUUCUUUGCCUCACAGAAACGGGCUGGGAUCUUGAGAAGGCUUUUGUCGCUUUUCAAUUAAAUAGGGUAUGUUUACAUUUCUCAAGUUCCAUUCCGAGUAUCAUUAACAAAUUUAUAGGAUAA
Molecule: messenger RNA, 2183 nt
Organism: Hymenoscyphus albidus
Lineage: Eukaryota; Fungi; Ascomycota; Leotiomycetes; Helotiales; Helotiaceae
Source: the annotation of a GenBank genome assembly